ACGUCUGCGCAUGCGUUAAAGCAACUGUGCCCGGCUGUCUGUCAGACUCUGGAUGAAGACGAACUCGCUGAUUUCAGCCUCAAAAUGAUGAAAUUUCUGCCUAAACUGCUGCUGCUGGUGCUGCUAGCCUUCCCGGCCACUCUCCUCAUCAAAGGGCCGGAGGUGAGCGCUCAGGAUCUGACUGAGGACGAGGAGGCCGAGGCUGUGGACGAAGACGUGGUGGACGACGUGACGGCAGAGGACGAGGACGACGAGGCGGAAGUAGAAGACGACGAGAACGCGGAACUGACGGAAGAGAAAGAAGACGAAGAGGAAGAAGCGUUGGUCGGAGAGGUGAAGGCUUCCCCCAACGCCGACACCACCAUCCUGUUUGUGAAAGGAGAAGACUUUCCCGCCAACAACAUCGUCAAGUUCCUGCUCGGCUUCUCCAACAAAGGCUCCGAGAACUUCGUCGUGGAGUCUCUGGACGCCUCUUUCCGUUACCCACAGGUACAAACACACACUGCUGCUACCCUAUCUGAUUAUGAGUUCUACAAGAUCGUCUACAAAGGUCUCAAAAAGUUUGUAAGAGGUCUCGACUCUGCUCCAUCUGAACCGGAGGACGGCACCGAGUCCUCGCAGACUUUCUGA
Morone saxatilis (striped sea-bass) is the source of this 630-nucleotide messenger RNA. RefSeq names its product translocon-associated protein subunit alpha-like. NCBI's taxonomy places the organism in Eukaryota, Metazoa, Chordata, Actinopteri, Moronidae. Gene Ontology annotation, cellular component: endoplasmic reticulum; endoplasmic reticulum membrane. The coding region runs from base 85 to 630 and encodes 181 amino acids. The transcript has 7 exons. The record is from RefSeq and is a predicted model, not a curated record.